Molecule: messenger RNA, 2706 nt
Organism: Nematostella vectensis (starlet sea anemone)
Lineage: Eukaryota; Metazoa; Cnidaria; Anthozoa; Actiniaria; Edwardsiidae
Exons: 4
Coding region: 228-1502 (424 amino acids)
Source: RefSeq, a predicted model, not a curated record
UGCGAAUAUCUCAAAGACGCGAUCCAACUCACGACAAUUCACAUCGAACGUAGCUGGUAUAAAAAUUCGGUUUAGGUAUUCGUCUGAACGAGAUCAAGUGUAGAAAUCCUUUUGCCAAACCCUUCAGGAAAUAGUAGCAGUCAAAAGGACUAUACUAGACCUUUACUAGACGUGAUUUCGGCUUGGAAUUCAAUCUACAUCGAACUCACGACAGGAUCAAAAGCAAGAUGGCGGCUCAUCAGAUCAAACAGGAUCCGACAAAAACACCUCUGAAUGUGGCAUUGCUACCCAACCAGCAUGCCUCGAGUCUGCACCAACAGCCUCAUUCUCUUGGCGUUUCAACUUCCGGUCUCUCGACUUCCGGUGCCAAUUCACGUGGACUGGUUCAGGUGUACGUACCGUCCCAGCAGCUAAUAAUGAUGGAUGGGGACAAGUCUGCCGCGUCAUCGGACAAAUCCGUCCGGUCUACCUGCCUGACUAACUCGUCCCGGUGGUCGGACGCCGAGACACGUCAUCUGGUAGAGGUCUGGGGCACGCGCUAUUUGGCGCUCAAAAACAAAAAACGAAACUUCAGAGAGUGGGAGCAAAUAGCGCGGGAAUUCAACAAGCGGUGCAUAUCGGACGGUGUGUCCGCUUUAGGGCCACGGACCGGGGCACAGUGCAAAAUACGUAUCAAAAAUAUCAUAGCGGACUAUAAGAGGGCUAAAGGGGAGUACAAUGGAAUCGUCAGUCGACAGUUGACCAAUUAUUUUGACAUGGUCAGUGAAAUUCUGAGUAAAAAGUCGACGGAUUCGAUACCUCAGGAUAAUGAGUUUGAAGAGUUCGACGGAGGGGAGGAUGUCAGGGCGGAUGAGAUUGUACAUCUACCGCUGUCGUCAGAAGUUAUUGAAACGCAAGAUGUUUCCAUGGCGACUAUGGCUGCGUCGAUGCAAACAUCUUCUAAUUCGCUUCCGGUUCCGGUUGCUGUCCAGAGUUUAGCAAUGUCAACGCAGUCGAACUUGGUCCAGGGCUCCACGCGCAUGGUAACCACAAUUCCUUGUAGCACGAACAAUACGCACAAUCACAUCAACCUCGCUUGUAGUUCAAUCCCAAUAGCCCCUGCGGUCGCAGUUGGCCCAGUCCACGUAGCCCCACAGGGACAGGAACCCCAAUGCGAGGAAAUCGGAGAAAGUAGAUCGAGUGACGAUAGCAGCCCGGGUGCGUGCGCAGACAGCCUGCUACAAGUGCCCAGACAGGCGUCAAACAAACCAAUCAACAUUCAUAACAAACAAAUCCGCAAGAACCCUCGACCUCUCAAGGUUGUCAAGAUAACGCGUGGAAACGAGGGCGACCGGUUGUUGACGAUUGUGAGAGGGUUCAUGGAAGAAAACAGGAGACGAGAGGAGGAGCUUUUUGAUAAACUGUUUCAGCAACAGGCACAGGCCGAAAAGCGCUACCAGGAAUUCACGCUCAACGUGAUCCGAGAGAUUGGCAAGAUGUUUAGGCCUGGGGCAAGUGACUGAAGCUAUCAAAUGAGUGGCUUAACAAAGAAGCGCUACCAUUGGUUCCUGCUCAACAGAAUUUGAGAAAUAAGGACCGAGGCGAUGCUAAGCCAGAAUAUUGUCCGUUUUGUUCGCGUCAUUGUUAUUAGGAAUCUAGGAAGGAUAAGUGAUAAUUCUAUAAAAGGACCUGCAUUAGAAAGGUCCCACGCGUUCUGACCCAGACCCUUAAUCUUUUUCCCGUGGUUAAUAAAGAGUUGUGACGUUAUUGGAAAAAUCUCCCCAGCCUUCUUGGACCAAGGUGAAGCACCUGAACCUCAAAAGGACGCCGGGAACUAGGCUCAAGCUGCACGUGAUUAUUUCUGAAAAUAUUUUUGGGAUAUUUUAUACAAGGAGUUUUUGACGUUAUUAUAAAUAAUGAAGCCAGUUGCUGGCAUGGUUUUGAUAAAAUAUAUAGUUUUUUUUAUCAGAGCCGUAGCAGGCUAUUGAUAACACUAUUGAGCUAUUGAUGACACUAUUGAGCUAUUGAUGACACGAUACUAGAGCAUUAAACAAAUAUGGGGCGUAGCCAUGCCCCACGCCGCCGUCGAGCGCGACAUUUAGUUAAAAACGCCUGCGAUCACAGUGUCCUGCGGAGUUGCCCAUUGCAUAGCAACGAUCAGUUAGCAACGCUCGCGUCGUCUUUGUCUUACAGCUAAGCCGAUCGCGUCCUUUGUUUUUAAACCAAUGAAAUCCCGUGUUCUUUGAGGUUUAGAGUGCUUAUUUUAUCAGAGUCCAAGCAGACAAGAUGGCGGAACCGACACAGAGCGAAGGAUGGCUUCAAUUCCUUUACAAAUUCGCGCUACGCGAGUUUGAUUUUUGGGAGCCUAACUCGUGCAGAAGUUAAAGAUAUCGUUGUACUACUUGUACUCUAGUUGGAUUUGUGGAUUUUUGGAAGUUUUCCCGUGGUAGAGGGUGCCUAAUUCUACGAGUUGGAUGGCUGUAUGAUCGCCUGGCACGCCGACGCGACGCAGGGUGGAUCGAGCUGAAUUCACGGUUCAACUGGUUGAGUUCAUGAUGAAUUGAUUCACCACCCUGCUCGCCGAAAAAGCCUGAAGGAAACUUCCGUUCCCGGAUGAAAUCUGAAGUCUGUGCCUGAGGUAUUUUCAUGACCACGGUUGGCUGAAAGAGAAUAAUAAUGUAAUUUAUAAUAUUGCAAAAAAGAAUAAAAAAUAUAGUUAGAACAAAA